Messenger RNA from Lindgomyces ingoldianus, 1260 nucleotides. RefSeq lists its product as uncharacterized. The coding region runs from base 189 to 1046 and encodes 285 amino acids. The transcript has a single exon. The record is from RefSeq and is a predicted model, not a curated record. NCBI's taxonomy places the organism in Eukaryota, Fungi, Ascomycota, Dothideomycetes, Pleosporales, Lindgomycetaceae.
CUCAAAUUCCUAAUCUGGCCAGUUAAUUCCCUCCAAUCAGAGCGAUUCAACCACAGACCUCGGCUUCUUCCCCCAAACAGGCUUACAUCAUUCCCACCUCCACCAUAUUAAUAAACUCCACUCGACCUGCUCUAUAACUGGCUAGCAAUCACUCCAAUUUUAAGUUUUUAUUUCAAUUCAGCUUGAAAAUGCCCCUCUGUACUCUCCACCUCCUCUCCCUACACUCUACUACCCCCAACCCGAUCCCCACCUUUCUAUCCGCCCUUCAAUCAUCAAACAUCUCACCACUCGUAAUCUCACGAGUAAUCCGCUGGAUAAUACUCCCUUCAAAACUCUCCACAGACAUCCUCCUCGCCCAAAACAUACACUGGGACAUCCUCCUCAUCAUCCCAAGCACCAACCCUCUCCCAUCAUCCCUCCAAAAACUAGUCCAACAUCACUGGAGCGUUACCGCAGGGAUUCCUUCACGUUUGCUCCAAGACUUUGCUGGCAAGAAUAAAAAACUGCUGCACGCUGACCCGGCAUCCGCACCCAAGCUCUCCAGCGCGUUAGAAAAUACCCCUACAGCAGACUCCGCACAAGCCCUAGAAUUAUCGCAAGACUUGCAAUCUUGGAUCCAGCGUUUCUCCUCCGAAGGCGGCAUCGAAGGCCGUGGCCCAGUCUCUAUGUUAAAUCUCCUCUCCUUCAACCCCGGAAUGAAAGACUCAUAUCUCCAAUAUGGAAAAGCGUUUGCCGAAUCCAUUGGCUCCAAGCGAGGCGGGAAUGCUAAGAUAGUUGGCAGUGUUGUCGAAGUGAAUGGAAAGAAAAAGAUGCAAGGAGGAGGAUGGGGGGGAGGAGUUGGGAGGGAGGAGUUGUGGGACGAAGUCACGUUGGCGCAUUAUCCAAGUAUUUGGCAUUUCGCGGAUAUGUUAGCGAGUACGGAUUACCAGGAUGUAAACAAGAAGUUUAGAGUACCAGCUCUAAGGGAUACGUUUAUUCUUUGUACGAGUGAGAUAGGGGUUGAGGAGAUGGGGGUGGGGUUGGGGAGGUUUGGGGGAAAGUUGUGAGGAAAUUUUCAGAAUGGUUUGGACUGCAAGAAGUGAACCAGAAAGAGGAGAGUAGUCAAGGAGAGCGUAUUCGUAGAAAAGUCAUAAAGGAAGCCACCUUUGCAGAAUUGAGAUAUUUGUGACUGAGAUUCGUGGAUCAAAAGAAGCUAGUGUUUCCAUCCAGACCAUCAAACUCCAUAGAGAACCUCGAAAAGAGAAUGAAAAGGGGAGACAC